This is a messenger RNA of Cynoglossus semilaevis (tongue sole), 3114 nucleotides long. Its product is annotated as metabotropic glutamate receptor 3. Bases 2545 to 3114 code for a protein of 189 amino acids. Gene Ontology annotation, cellular component: membrane. Gene Ontology annotation, biological process: G protein-coupled receptor signaling pathway. The record is from RefSeq and is a predicted model, not a curated record. Lineage: Eukaryota; Metazoa; Chordata; Actinopteri; Pleuronectiformes; Cynoglossidae. Gene Ontology annotation, molecular function: G protein-coupled receptor activity. The transcript has 2 exons.
CUGUGGUUGUGUUAGCGGUGACCCUGACCCUGACCCUGACCCUGACCUUCACCUUCGUCUUCAUUAAUCUGCACAAAGCAACAGAUGUGGAUUCAGUCGACAAACACUCACCGAUGUCACCUUGGCCGGAACUGCAGUGAUGUGGUCGUCCGCUGAGCCACUGGUUUGGUAUUUGUGUCACUGUUCAAGAACGGCUUUGUUUACAGCUAUUAACAAAGAUUUUUGUUUUGUUUUUUUUUUCUAAAUCAACAGAUGCUGAUUAGUAGCUGCUCACCUCCAAACCUCAGCAUAUAUAUAAAAAAACAAACUUUCUCCGAGGUUUUAGGAGUGUGCAGUUGGACCAAACCCUGGAGAACUUGGAGGUCUACUCCACUGAGACAAAGACGCUGGUUUAAAGAAUACAGCUGUAAAUGAGAGACAGAUGAUGACGCUCCUCCACCUCAGGUAACAAACGAUAUAAAAACAGAGGUUAAAAACUGAGGUUUCAGGCCGAGCUCGGUGGUCGGAGGAGGAGACGGGUGACAGAAGGUCUGCAGCAGGAGUUGAAGGUGAAGUUUCACAGCCUGACUGUCAGGUUUGCUGGGAUAUAUUACUGGGUUCAAUGUAGAGAUGGGAGGGGGAGAGGGGGUGGCAAUGGUGAAGGUGUUGGGGUUUUUAUUGGGGCAGGUUCAGGGACGGUACCGACUAGAAAAAGAAUAUUAGAGACGCACGGUGGAGAGAGAGGUCUGGAGAUAAAGUCAGGGUUAGUUUCUGUGGUUUGGGGUUGAAUGAAUGUCACUGGAGAAACCAGAGGAAGCAGGUUCCAGUCCAGACCAGCUGCCAAGUUACCACUGAGCAAGGCACCGCCCCCCCCACACACACACUGUUCACGUUGGUGAUGGGUUAAAAGCAGAGGUCACAUUUGGUUGUGUCACAACAACAAAUAGUUCACUUUCCUCCUUUCUUUUCUCAAACAACAGCUUGUUUUCCCUCUUGUUUUAAGUGUAAAGUUUCUUCACCGGUGUCUAAAGGUGAGUCCAGAUCCCUGGAUUUUAUUUAUUUUAUUUAUUUAUUUUUUCCUUCUGAUUACUCAGUGAGAUGAACAGCCACUGUCACUCCCGGGGACAGACGCCCUCUCCACAUGUCUGCCACACGUUCACUUUUCAUCAUCAUGCGCUUCUGUUGAAAUGAAAACCUCAGUCUGGGAACUGAGAGAGAGAGACUGCGAUGGCACACUGGGUCAGAUCCUGAUUUAAUGAAAUGUGAAGCCCGCGGGGGUGUCAUGCGGCUUUGGGGGGUGGAGGGGGGGGGGGGCAGGGGGAUUAUUGCCUUCCCAUGAAGUUAAUUAUUAAUCUCAUUACACGUCACGACAAAUGUGCGAGGGACGUGUCAUCGUACACAUUUGGAUGCCAACCCUGGUGUGUCAGGAGUUGAGAAUGAGGGUCGCGAACCUUUCGCGUCGUGCGCCAGUGUAGGAAUGACCUCACACUUCCGCGGGCUUUGUCAGAACUUGUCUGCGGCUCCUUAAAAUAAAACAGGAGGAUAAAUAAAGAAGAAAAAACGCGGGUGUCUCUAAAGAGUCCGUAUUUAAAGCCACCCUGACAGCUCCACCGACGAGCGGCGCUGCCUUCGAGUGUUUCCCCCACAGAUGGCGGGGUUCAGCACCACGCUCUGCACUUCGACGGUGUUAACGUGGUACAAUCAGGAUGAGAACACACGCCUGCAGGGGCUGCGAUUGCACAACUGCGCACUGAGUUCAACUGUCUCUGAAAAACCUUCAGAGAGUUGAGACUCACCCAGGGUGACGCGUCUGUUCUCUCACACAGAGAGAGAGAGAGGGAGAGUGAGAGUGAGAGAGCUUUCAUCAGUUAAUGACACUGAGGGGUAACAGGUGCAUUUUUUAUUUUUUUUUAAAAAAUGGUCGAAUCCCUUUGUUUUGUUUUUUGUUUUUUUUAAACUGACGUCUGAUGUCAUCUGUUAACUGUAAAUUCUUUUUACUCCACUUUGUCGAACAGAGUGGGCGUCAGUUGCAGUUCCUCAUGUUGCGUGUUCGGAUAUUGUGACAUUUGAAGGCACAGCAUCAUCCUGCGGCUGGUCGUGUGAUCCUCUGCAGCACCACGGACAGCUCCGCGGCACCACGGACAGCUCCCGGCUGCAGCCUGUCAAACUUCAGGCGGAGACUUUCACCUCAGACACACGGGCUGACUUCAUAAGGCUUCCCAUCCGACACUCGGUGGCACAAGAUGCUGCUGCUGAUGCUGAUGCUGAUGCUGAUUCUGCUGCGCUGUUUCCACGCCGUCCGUUCAUUACAGUGCAACACUGGAAACCCAGGAGCCCUGCACAGGCUGUAAACUACAAAACCUCAGAGAAAGGGAAGGACAGAGAGGAUGGCAUUGAUCCUGUAAAUGGCCUCUGCCGGAAUAAAAACAGCUCAGCUCUGAGAUCUGUGGCUGCAGCAGCAGCAGCGGCGCCUCGUUGCUCCUCUCUUCUCUCCACCGUCUCCGUCAUCUACAGCUGACCACAGAGCACAGACGGGACGGUGUGACCUCACUCCGCCCCGGGGAUAUGUCACUGGGGGUGUCGCCCGUGUCGGGGGUGCGCCCCGUGCCCCGGCCGCUCUGGCUGUCCCGCCUCAUCCUGCUCUGCUCCUGUGUGUCUCUGUUUGCCCAGGCUCCUGAAGGUCUGCCUGUGGUGGGUUACAGCACGGACUUUAAGCGGGAGAUCACGCUGGAUGGAGACCUGAUGAUCGGCGGCCUGUUCCCGGUGCACCAGAAGGGCGAGGGGACAGAAGACUGCGGGAAGAUCAACUCUCAGAGAGGGAUCCAGAGACUGGAGGCCAUGCUGCUGGCGCUGGACGAAAUCAACAGGGACGAACGCAUCCUGCCUGGGAUCAAACUGGGCGCUCACAUACUGGACACCUGCUCCAAGGACACCUACGCUCUGGAGCAGUCUCUGGAGUUCGUGCGGGCCUCGCUCACCAAGGUGGACGACAGCGAGUACACCUGUCCCGACGGCUCUUACGCCAUCCACGACGACGUCCCUCUGGCCAUCUCUGGGGUCAUCGGAGGCUCCUACAGCGACGUCUCCAUCCAGGUAGGAACUAAUGAAAAGUGUAGCAACGUGAUUAGGUCGUAA